GCAGACUUGAACGUUGCGGUUUCAGGUCCUUUGGCAGAUUAACUGAAUUAAAUUAAAUAUCAGAAUAUAAUAUUUACAACGUAAGAAGAUAACAACGCGUGUCUUAUAGGAUUUUGGAGGGAUCGUCGCGCAUAGCGGAAUAUGGCGGUGUGCAGCGGUGUUUGAUGCGGUCGGACACAGUGGUUGCGAUACGUUCGAUCAUUUUCGAUGCUGCGCCGACGACCGUGACAGGCCAGCGAGUGGUCAUUAGUGCAUAUUUGCACGCCGCUGCAAAGUAACGGUCGGUAAAGUUUUGACUCGGAAAGGAAACGUUGCACGACACAUAUCAGGGACAGGUGCAAGAUGUCGAAGCCGGAUGAGAAUGCCGACACCGGCGACACCGGGGAUAACUCGAACGCUUCCUCGGCGGAGACCACGUCGUCACGAGGAGGCGACUUCGAAACGAAACUCGAAACGGAUCGAAGCAAGCGGUUCGACUAUUUACUAAAGCAGACCGAGAUAUUCUCGCAUUUUAUGACAAAUAAUCAGAAAGACAAAGCCGGCAGUCCACUGAAAAUCAGACCUGGUCGACCCAGGAAGCAGCCCCCGGAGAUUCCCAAAUUAGACUCUGGCGAUCACAGACAUCGUAAGACCGAGCAGGAGGAAGAUGAGGAACUGUUAGCCGAGAGCAACGCUAGCGUAGCGCCCACUACACGUUUUGAAUCAUCGCCGCAUUACAUCAAGUCUGGAGAGUUGCGCGAUUACCAGAUACGCGGUUUGAAUUGGAUGAUAUCGCUGUACGAGCAUGGUAUAAACGGCAUUCUAGCAGACGAGAUGGGUCUCGGCAAGACACUGCAGACCAUCUCUUUGCUUGGCUACAUGAAACAUUUUCGCAACAUUCCUGGUCCGCAUAUCGUCAUUGUGCCAAAAUCCACGCUAGCCAAUUGGAUGAACGAGUUUAAGAAAUGGUGUCCCAGCUUGAGAGCUGUCUGUCUCAUUGGUGACGCAGAGACCAGAAACACCUUCAUCAGAGAUGUAAUGAUGCCUGGCGAGUGGGACGUAUGCGUGACGUCUUACGAGAUGGUUAUCAAAGAGAAAUCGGUGUUCAAGAAGUUCAACUGGCGCUACAUGGUGAUAGACGAGGCGCACAGAAUAAAGAACGAAAAGUCCAAGCUGUCGGAGAUACUCAGGGAAUUCAAGACCACUAAUCGGCUCUUGUUGACAGGCACGCCACUGCAAAAUAAUCUUCACGAGCUGUGGUCCCUGCUGAAUUUUCUCCUACCGGAUGUAUUCAACAGUUCCGACGAUUUCGACUCGUGGUUUAACACGAAUAGCUUUUUAGGCGACAAUUCUCUGGUCGAGAGGUUACACGCAGUCCUGAGACCGUUUUUAUUGAGGCGCUUGAAGUCUGAGGUGGAAAAAGGGCUGAAACCUAAGAAGGAGAUCAAAGUAUACAUUGGCUUGAGUAAAAUGCAACGAGAAUGGUAUACCAAAGUACUAAUGAAGGAUAUAGAUAUCGUGAACGGCGCGGGCAAGAUAGAGAAGAUGAGAUUGCAAAACAUCCUCAUGCAGUUGCGCAAGUGCUGCAACCAUCCGUAUUUAUUCGACGGCGCCGAGCCCGGACCGCCGUACACCACCGACGAGCAUCUUGUCUACAACUGCGGCAAGAUGGUGAUACUCGACAAAUUAUUGCCGAAGCUGCAGCAGCAGGAGUCCCGUGUGCUGAUCUUCAGUCAGAUGACAAGAAUGCUAGACAUCUUGGAAGAUUACUGUCACUGGCGGUGCUUCCAGUAUUGCCGGCUGGACGGUAACACAGCGCACGAGGAUCGGCAACGGCAGAUCAACGAAUAUAACGCGCCCGGCAGCGAGAAGUUCAUCUUCAUGCUGUCAACCCGCGCGGGCGGUCUCGGUAUCAAUCUGGCGACCGCCGACGUGGUCAUCAUUUACGAUUCCGAUUGGAAUCCACAAAUGGAUCUGCAGGCGAUGGACCGCGCGCAUCGUAUAGGCCAGCAGAAACAAGUGCGGGUUUUCAGGUUUAUCACGGAGAACACGGUGGAGGAGAAGAUCGUCGAGCGAGCGGAAGUGAAGUUGCGGCUGGACAAGCUCGUCAUUCAACAGGGACGGCUGGUCGACGCCAAGCAGACGGCGUUGAACAAAGACGAGAUGCUCAAUAUGAUCAGGCACGGCGCGAACGAGGUAUUCGCGUCCAAGGACAGCGCGAUCACCGACGAAGACAUAGACACCAUAUUGGAAAAGGGCGAGGCGAAAACGGAGGAGAUGAAACAGAAACUCGAGAGCCUGGGGGAGUCGUCGUUGCGCAAUUUCACCGUCGACGCGCCGACGGACUCGGUGUAUCAGUUCGAGGGUGAGGAUUACCGCGAGAAGCAAAAGAUCCUCGGGAUCGGCAAUUGGAUAGAGCCGCCGAAGCGCGAGCGUAAGGCCAAUUACGCAGUGGACGCGUACUUCCGAGAGGCGUUGAGAGUAUCCGAGCCGAAAGCCCCGAAAGCACCGAGACCACCGAAACAGCCGAUAGUGCAAGACUUUCAAUUCUUUCCGCCGCGGUUGUUCGAGCUGCUGGAUCAAGAAAUUUACUACUUCCGACAGACCGUCGGCUACAAGGUGCCGAAGAAUCCCGAGCUCGGUUCGGACGCGGCGCGAAUUCAGAAAGAGGAGCAACGCAAGAUCGACGACGCACAGCCGCUCACCGACGAGGAGGUCGUCGAGAAGGAGCGACUGCUGCUGCAGGGCUUCACCAACUGGACCAAACGGGACUUUAAUCAGUUUAUCAAGGCGAACGAGAAGUACGGUCGCGAUGACAUCGAGAAUAUCGCGAAGGAGGUGGAAGGUAAAACGCCGGAAGAGGUCGUGGAGUAUUCGGCUGUAUUCUGGGAACGUUGCCACGAGCUGCAAGACAUCGAUCGCGUGAUGGCGCAGAUAGAGCGCGGCGAGGCUAAAAUACAGAGGCGCGCCGGCAUCAAGAAGGCACUGGAUGCAAAGAUGGCGAGAUACCGCGCGCCCUUCCACCAGCUCAGGAUAGCGUAUGGCACGAACAAAGGUAAGAACUACACCGAGGAGGAGGACCGAUUUCUCGUUUGCAUGCUCCACAAGCUCGGAUUCGACAAGGAGAACGUGUACGAGGAGCUGCGGGCCACCGUGAGAUCGGCGCCGCAGUUCCGCUUCGAUUGGUUCGUCAAAUCGCGCACCGCGCUCGAGCUGCAGCGUCGCUGCAACACCCUCAUCACCCUGAUCGAACGCGAGAACCAGGAGCUGGAGGAACGCGAGAGACAGGAGAGGAGGAAGAAGGGCAGUAUAGGAACGAAACCGGCCUCAAAACGGAAGCAGGAGAAUCUGCCGGCGCCUCAAGACAAACCGCGGAAAAAGAAGAAGUAAACGUGUAUUUAGCGAGCUCCGAACUGUUGGAACUUGUCUCGCAGACUUUUCAUCGCGAUAUACAGGACUGAGGUACGGAUCACAAUUAUUCGCAGUGCGGUUUUUACAUUUAUAAAUUCACUCGUUUUUCACAGCGAUUUUGCAUACAUACCCCCCAUGACCCUACUAUUUCGGCUGUUCCGAUAGCUUGUGCGCAAUCUUGGAAAUACAUUAGCGCUGCCACAGAUCACAACAUUUCCAUUUCAUCGCUCGUUUAUUUUCAUAAUAGGUAAUAAAAGUUUAUUUUUAUAAUAUCGUAACGCUCUUUAUCGAUGCCUUAAUUUGCCCACUAACGUGUCGAAUCAAGGUACAAAUAAUAGGUGCAAAGCACGAUAUUGUAAAACAAAAUGGGUGAUGAAAUGGACGCUUUUGUGGCAGCGCUCAAGUGUUUCCGCAUUCCUACACAAGCUGUCGAAACACAAAUCUGUAGAAGUAAAUAGUAUACAUUUUCCUCUAAGCAUAUAUACAAUUGGGCGAAUUAGGAUAUUGAUUCGUAUGAUUCUUAUUAAUUUCUCAUGAACUUGAUAUAACUAUGUAUAACGAAAUUUUAUGUGGUCCAUAUGUGCUAAAUCAUUUCGAAUUAUGGAAUAAUUUAUCCAGAAUUGUUUAACACAUUGGUUGCGAAGUGCAUAUAAAACUUUGAGAUUUUUCUAAUAUAUAAUCACAUUAAAAUUUUUAGUAAUUUAUUUUCAAUAAUGAAAAAAAAACUUCUAUUUCUACUACCCUUAAAAAUUGCAGCUCCUGAAUUCAUAACACGUCGAAUAGCACUUCGAAAGAGAUACGAGUAUACAUUUAAGCAAUUUUAUAUCUAAGUUUUACAUACGUACGCGCGUAUACACACAAGACAGACAAGAAUAUGUUUUGCGGAAAGAUACAGAGAGUUUGAAACUUUCAACACAAUAAAUGAAUCUUACGGAUGAAAGGGAUAUUUCAUUCCGAUUGCCACGUGCCACUGAUACUUCUCACGAGAUAUUUAUUAAUCAUUUCAAUUUUUCAGUUCACUCGUUCACAACUGCUCGGAAGGAAAUACAAUAUCUCUAGGUUUGAGUUAUAUACAUAAAAUAUCGGUCAGCUGUUGAGAAUAUAUCGUACUUAUUAUACAAAAGCUCAGCAAUAAGCAUGAUGCUCCGACACACUUGACUGUAAAUGCACGAAUGUAUUGCGACGAAUGUGUACUACAAAAAAAAUUCAUUUUUAUUUAUUGAUAAAUAAAAAGAAAACGAUGAGAGUGUAAAGUUUGGACUGAAACAUUUAUAUCUUCGUUUUCGUUAUGCGGAAAAAUAAUAGAUCAAAUACGAAGAACUGACUAGAUAUAAAAUUUCUCUCUCUUUCACACAAUGCAAAUACAGGUCGAAAAAUAUGACGUACAUUAUGGAAAUGUACACAUUAAAAAUGAAGCAUUAUGA
Molecule: messenger RNA, 4814 nt
Organism: Linepithema humile (Argentine ant)
Lineage: Eukaryota; Metazoa; Arthropoda; Insecta; Hymenoptera; Formicidae
Gene: Iswi
Product: Imitation SWI
Biological process (GO): nucleosome organization; regulation of transcription by RNA polymerase II
Cellular component (GO): nucleus; chromatin
Molecular function (GO): histone binding; nucleosome binding; DNA binding
Source: RefSeq, a predicted model, not a curated record